Fusarium pseudograminearum CS3096 is the source of this 1470-nucleotide messenger RNA. RefSeq lists its product as uncharacterized. The transcript is spliced from 2 exons. Lineage: Eukaryota; Fungi; Ascomycota; Sordariomycetes; Hypocreales; Nectriaceae. Gene Ontology annotation, biological process: tricarboxylic acid cycle; succinyl-CoA metabolic process. Bases 1 to 1470 code for a protein of 489 amino acids. Gene Ontology annotation, molecular function: succinate-CoA ligase (ADP-forming) activity. Gene Ontology annotation, cellular component: succinate-CoA ligase complex. The record is from RefSeq and is a predicted model, not a curated record.
AUGUCCGCCAAGUCGAUUCUCGAGGCCGACGGCAAGGCCAUCCUCAACUACCACCUCACCCGCGCUCCCGUUAUCAAGGCCAGCCCUCUUCCUGCGCCUACCACUCACAACCCUCCCAGCAGACUCGCCUCGCUGCACUUCCCUGAAGAUGCCAACGUUGCCGAUAUCCUGAACCAGGCUGAGGUCACCUACCCUUGGCUCCUCCAGCCCGAUGCCAAGUUCGUCGCCAAGCCCGAUCAGCUCAUCAAGCGACGAGGAAAGAGCGGUCUUCUGGCCCUGAACAAGUCCUGGCCUGAGGCUAAGGCUUGGGUUGCUGAGCGAGCCGGUAAGGAGCAGCAGGUUGAGCACACCACUGGUGUGUUGAGGCAAUUCCUCGUCGAGCCUUUCGUGCCCCAUCCCCAAGACACUGAGUACUACAUCAACAUCAACUCAGUCCGCGAUGGCGACUGGAUCCUCUUCACCCACGAGGGUGGUGUUGAUGUCGGUGAUGUUGACGCCAAGGCUGAGAAGCUCUUGAUCCCCGUCGACCUCGCUGAGUACCCCUCCAACGAGGAGAUUGCUGCCACUCUCCUCAAGAAGGUUCCCCAGGGUGUCCACAACGUCCUCGUUGACUUCAUUACCCGCCUAUAUGCCGUCUACGUCGACUGCCAGUUCACCUACCUCGAGAUCAACCCUCUUGUUGUUAUCCCCAACGAGGACAAGACCUCUGCCGAAGUCCACUUCCUCGAUCUCGCUGCCAAGCUCGACCAGACUGCCGAUUUCGAGUGUGGUGUCAAGUGGGCUAUUGCUCGAUCCCCCGCUGCUCUUGGCCUCACCAACAUUGCUCCUUCCGCCGAUGGCAAGAUCAGCAUCGAUGCUGGUCCUCCUAUGGAGUUCCCUGCUCCCUUCGGCCGUGAGCUGACCAAGGAGGAGGCCUACAUCGCCGACCUCGAUGCUAAGACCGGUGCUUCCCUGAAGCUUACUGUCCUUAACGCCAAGGGCCGCAUCUGGACACUGGUUGCUGGUGGUGGUGCUUCCGUUGUCUACGCCGAUGCCAUUGCCUCUGCUGGUUUCGCCGACGAGCUCGCCAACUACGGUGAGUACUCUGGUGCUCCCACCGAGUCUCAGACUUACCACUACGCCCGAACUGUGCUUGACCUUCUCCUCCGCGCUCCCAAGACCGAAGAGGGCAAGGUUCUCUUCAUUGGUGGUGGUAUCGCCAACUUCACCAACGUCGCCAGCACCUUCAAGGGUGUCAUCCGAGCGCUGCGAGACUUUGCUCCUAAGCUGAUCGAGCACAAGACCGCCAUCUGGGUGCGACGUGCCGGUCCCAACUACCAGGAGGGUCUCAAGAACAUGAAGGCUGCUACCCAGGAGCUCGGCCUUGAUGCCAAGAUCUUUGGCCCUGAGAUGCACGUCUCCGGUAUUGUGCCCUUGGCUCUGGUCCCCGGCAAGUGGGAGGAGAGCAAGGCGCAGGAGUUCCAAGCUUAA